Auxenochlorella protothecoides is the source of this 201-nucleotide messenger RNA. RefSeq lists its product as hypothetical. The transcript has a single exon. NCBI's taxonomy places the organism in Eukaryota, Viridiplantae, Chlorophyta, Trebouxiophyceae, Chlorellales, Chlorellaceae. The record is from RefSeq and is a predicted model, not a curated record. Bases 1 to 201 code for a protein of 66 amino acids.
AUGGUUGAUGGCGACCAGGAGGUGCUGCGGGAUGGCUGCUGCACAUCUACCAGCUGCAAUGCCUGUGCUCCCGCAGGAUUGGCAGUGGCAGGCAGCACCACCACACAUGCCGCCCACGCACCCUGCAUGCAGCCUCUGACGAUGCUUGGAGUAUGCUGGGAUUGCACUUUCUGGGUGACUGCUGCGGCCCAUCUGCAUUGA